This is a messenger RNA of Bradysia coprophila, 2837 nucleotides long. RefSeq lists its product as uncharacterized. Lineage: Eukaryota; Metazoa; Arthropoda; Insecta; Diptera; Sciaridae. Gene Ontology annotation, cellular component: plasma membrane. Gene Ontology annotation, molecular function: protein binding. The record is from RefSeq and is a predicted model, not a curated record.
GUUGAGAGCUUGCCGUUAAGCUGUGUGGUCGUACCAUAUUCGUUUAUCGUGUGUGCGUUGUGUUGAAAUUCAGCUUUAAUUUAAUUCUUAAGCCAAACAAAAACAGCGUAUUCACGUUGCAGAAAGUGUACUACAUAACAAUCAGAUACAACGGCUAUAGACAAAGUUUUUUUUAGUGUUUUGCGCCCGAGGUUUCUCUCAUUUUAUGCGUUGUUUCAGUACCAUGAAAUUGGAUUAAUGAAAGGAUUAUUGUGAGCUUCGUAUAUUACACUGAUAAUUUCAAUCAACCAAACCAUUCGAUAACAACAACAAAAAAAUCACCGUGAAUUCGAUAGCCUGAACAAUCAGACGGCAAAUUAUGCCGUCAAUUUGCAACCCUGGAGCGUUUUAUGCGCUCUUCGGGUUACUCGGAUUAAUGGAUUAUGCGAUGGUGAUGGGACAACAGAAUCCAGUUCAAACGUGUCCACCAAUGUCUGAGAUAUCGCCGUGUGCGUGUAAUGUAAAGAAAAAUGGAUUGGACAUUUUGUGCGAAGCAACCGAUGUCACUCACAUCAAUCGAGCCAUGGGUACACUGAAGGGCAAAAAUCCAAUUAUAUUUUAUUUGAAACUGAGACACAGCAAUUUGCCGAAACUCCAAGGAUUCGUCUUUUUGGCAUUAGACAUCCGGCAUUUGACCAUUCACAACAGCAGCUUAGCGGUUAUUGAAGAGACAGCUUUAAGCUCAUUAGGCGAGGAACUAACUCAAUUAGAUGUUUCACAAAAUCAAUUACAAAAUGUCCCUUCGCUCGCUAUAAAAAACCUUCAUCAUUUGUUAAUUUUAAAUUUAAACCAUAACCGAAUCUCACAAAUACACAACAAAGCGUUCGAGGGACUCGACACGUUGGAAAUACUAACACUAUACGAGAAUAAAAUCAACGUCGUCGAAGCGGAAGCUUUCCGUGGCUUAGAAAAGAAAUUGAAGAGAUUGAAUCUCGGAGGAAACGAACUAACAUCUGUGCCGCAAAAGUCAUUAGCUAUAUUGGAUAUGUUGAAGAAACUAGAGAUACAAGAAAAUAAAAUCAAGGUAAUUCGUGAGGGUGAUUUUGAAGGAAUGAAGAAUCUGGAUUCACUUAUUUUGGCGCAUAAUCAAUUAACGUCAGUUCCUGCCAACGUUUUUCGCCAUUUAACGCUUCUCAGCUCACUAGAAUUGGAAGGAAAUAAUAUAGCAUAUGUGGAUAAGGAUGCAUUUGCUGGAUUAGAAGAAAAUCUUCAAUACCUACGCCUGGGCGACAACAAUCUUCACCAGAUAUCGAGCGAUGCUCUACGACCACUGCACCGUCUUCGCCAUUUAGAUCUCCGAUCAAAUAACAUCAGUGUCAUACCAGAAGACGCAUUUGUCGGCUAUGGAGAUUCGAUAACAUUCUUAAAUUUACAAAAGAAUGAUAUCAAAAUGCUGCCGGCAAUGGCAUUCGAAAAUCUGAAUUCGCUGGAGACGUUGAACAUCCAAAACAACAAAUUAACUCGAAUACCUGAAGAAGUAAUGGAACCGAUAAUGGAUACAUUACGAGUGGUCGACAUUAUGGAUAAUCCCCUCAUCUGCUCCUGUGAAUUGAUAUGGUUUCCAAAUCUGUUGCAAGAUUUGAAAAAUCGAGACGACGAAAUGACUCAAAAGAAACGGCCCAUGUGUACCAUGCCCAACGAGCAUCGAGAAUAUUUUGUCCAGAAUAUGCCGCUGGAACGGAUGAAUUGUAUCGGGAAAAAUCUUGGACGAGCUGGACUUAGUGGCGGUGGUCAAAUUGUGAUCAUAAAUGUAUUUUUAAGUGUUUCGAUGAUUGGAGCUUUGUUAGUUUUUUAAUGAAUUCGGAUUAUUUUUUUGUGUGUGGAAAUUAUCGUUUUUUUUACUUUUGUUUCGGUUGUUUAUAGUCAUAUGGAAAAAAGAAACUUGACGGGAGGAUCUGUUUGUCAUAGUGUCAAUGACAAAUGGGAAUUCUGGAGAUACAUACAACAUGUUGCGUAUGACCCAUGGUAGCUUAAGUUAAUUUUUACUUUUUGUAAAACUUUUUUUUUUGCAUCAAUCAAACCUUAGAAUAAUUUUUAUCGAAUUACAAUUAUAUCUUAAGGUAUCAGAAAAUACUUUCGUUGCAUUACGUUCGUACAAAAUGAGUUUAGAAGAAAAAAUAUUUAAAAUUAAUUUAUUGCAAACCAGCAAAAAAUCACAAGCAUUUUACACUUCAUAACAUUUUUGAAACAAUUUUGAAAUAACAAAAUUUAUUAUAAAAAUAAGAAUAAAAAUGAACAACUGGAAAAACAAAACGUGAAUAGCAAUCAUAUCGCAACAUUUUACAUAACUAAAUGAACCACCCACCCGAACAAUUUAUUUUUGAACAAAAACAAAACAAUCGAGGUGGUACCAUUUCACUCUUACAAGCCUCAAUGGAAAAUCCAAUUACGAUCAUCACGUUUCAGCAGGGAUGGAAGUCUAGUCGUGUGGGUAGAUGAACAAUCGACUGCGUUUUAUUGUUAGAAAUUAUUUUCAAUAAGAAAAAUGCAUCUUCGUCAUCGUUUCAAUUAUCAUAGAAGUUCUAGCCGCAAUGAAAAAAGGCGGGUCCACACGUUUCAUCGAGUAAAAAAAAAUCUGUGGAUAUGUCUAAGUCCGAGCUCUUCAAUUUAUUACGGCUUGCCGCAAUGAAUUGCCAAGUUAAUUUGAAAAUGUUAAAAUUUUAAGGGGUUCCUAGUCUUCAGCUUUGAUACAAACCAAACUCUAUGGCGCCAUCUCGUUUCGUUCGAAUGAAACGCUUAUGAUUAUUCUUAAUAUCAUUGAUGUUAUCCUUAAGGACAAUAGAAAUGCGAACGUUGCA